AUGUCUCAAGAUCCUCAAAAUAUUGAUGAGUCCUUUAGUGUGGAUGAUAAAACACCUUUGUGGAUCUAUGUGAAAAAAACUGAGAAGAUUUCUGGAGGAGGAUCAUGGAGGUUUGAAUGCAAUUUUUGCAAUAAUUCAUAUGUUGGAUCUCAUUCUAGAGUUGUGACUCAUUUGAUACAAGAGGGAGUUAAAGGAAUUAAAGGAUGCUUGAAGGUAACUCCUCAACAAAGAGCUAACAUGAAAAAGCUACUUGAAGAAUGUAAGGAAAGGAUAAAGCGCUCAGCUCCUAAAGUAGUUCCAUUGCCUUCAUCAUCACGUAAAUCAUCUAGUUCUUCUCUUGAUUAUGAUAUGAGCUAUAAAGUUCCUAAUGCAAGUGAGUCUGAUUCAAAGAAGAGAAAAGGAAUGAGUCCUUUGGAAAAAGCUUUUCAGAAUGAAGAUAGGGAGCAAUGUGAUGGUGAGGUAGCUAGAAUGUUUUACACAGGUGGUUUGUCUUUCAACCUUGCAAGAAAUCCUCACUACCGCAACUCAUAUGUGCGUGCAUCACAAAUUCCAGGAUAUGUUCCACCUGGGUAUAAUGCAUUGAGAACUACACUUCUUCAGAAAGAAAGAAAGAAUAUUGACAUGCAUUUGCAGCAUUUGAAGAACACAUGGAAACAAAAAGGAGUUAGCAUAUGUAGUGAUGGUUGGUCAGAUCCACAGAGAAGACCAAUAUUCAACUUGAUUGCUGCAAAUGAGAGUGGUCCAAUGAUGUUAAGGGCGAUCAAUACUCAUGGUGAAACAAAAACUGGCGAGAUGAUUGCAGAGUUGAUCAUAGAAGGUGUAAAGGAGGUUGGACAUGAGAAUGUGGUUCAGAUAAUCACAGAUAAUGCUUCAAAUUGUGUCAAAGCUGGUUCACUUAUUUCAGCCAAGUUUCCUACUAUCUUUUGGACUCCAUGUGUAGUCCAUACUUUGAAUCUUGCUUUGAAGAACAUCUGUGCACCAACACUAACCACAAGAAACAAUGAAGAUGUGUUUGAUGCUUGCUACUGGAUAAAGAGUAUCAGUGAGGAUGUGACCUGGAUUAAGGUGAUGAUUGGUUCUCCCGCUACCACCCGCAAACGCAGCGUUUGCGGUUCGUAG
This is a messenger RNA of Microthlaspi erraticum, 1119 nucleotides long. NCBI's taxonomy places the organism in Eukaryota, Viridiplantae, Streptophyta, Magnoliopsida, Brassicales, Brassicaceae. The record is from the annotation of a GenBank genome assembly.